UUUCCCUUGAACGUUUUGUCAAGUUAGUUAAACUCUUCUCACAAUGUCUGCUACCCGACACCCCUCUGACGCAAUAUACGGCUUCUAUCCCUCAGGAAAUGUGGUCCCUUUACCUCUAGUAAAAAGACAAAGUGCACAAGCGGGCAUCGUAUCAGAUCGUGACCACUUUUACGAUGUCGCAGCGGCGCCGACGGGCCCUUUGCCCUCGCGAGCCUCCGGUGACGCUCCCUGGACACAAGCGGAAAGCUCUUAUAAAAGGAUGAUCGCUUGUCCAUUCGGUAUUCAGAACAAAGACAGAGGGAUUGUGCUACUGGUUCCCGGCACGGCGGGCAAUGCCAGUGAGGUCUACAAAUCUGUGCGCCUACCCUACAAAGUCGAGUUUCCUUCAAUCUGCUCAACGGUACCUUCAAUUUUUGCAUUAAAAACAAUCCAGUCGGCUUAUUACGCAGACCUACCAUCGCAAGGAUUCGAUGUAUGCUGGGUAGAUACACCCAAUUAUUCGAUCAGCGAUAUGCAAUUGUCGGCCGAAUUUGUCGCUUACGCGAUCAAGAGUCUGGCCCCUCAAUCAACCAAGACUGGGGGCAAAAUUAACAUUGUUAGCUAUAGCCAAGGAGGUCCAAAUGUCCAAUGGGCUUCGAGUUUGUUGGAUUUUUUAGAUGUUUUUUUCAAGCUUGCGGGUCAAGGAGAUAGAAACUGA
Molecule: messenger RNA, 697 nt
Organism: Puccinia graminis f. sp. tritici CRL 75-36-700-3
Lineage: Eukaryota; Fungi; Basidiomycota; Pucciniomycetes; Pucciniales; Pucciniaceae
Exons: 6
Coding region: 44-697 (217 amino acids)
Source: RefSeq, a predicted model, not a curated record